Molecule: messenger RNA, 2235 nt
Organism: Cheilinus undulatus (humphead wrasse)
Lineage: Eukaryota; Metazoa; Chordata; Actinopteri; Labriformes; Labridae
Product: gamma-aminobutyric acid receptor-associated protein-like 2
Exons: 4
Coding region: 158-535 (125 amino acids)
Biological process (GO): autophagy of mitochondrion; cellular response to nitrogen starvation; autophagosome assembly
Cellular component (GO): cytosol; autophagosome; autophagosome membrane
Molecular function (GO): ubiquitin protein ligase binding
Source: RefSeq, a predicted model, not a curated record
CUCACAGCUAGACGGACCGUUGGAAGCCCUGAGCAGAGAGACGUUGUUGACAUUUUGUUUUCUUAGCUCUUGUCCGCAUUUUUGGACAUUUUUACGACAUUAGAAGCCCACCUAUCGCCUAUCUACCAUCACGCCUCAGUGCGGGGAUCCAGCAAAGAUGAAAUGGAUGUUUAAAGAGGACCAUUCCCUCGAGCACCGAUGUGUGGAGUCAGCCAAAAUACGCAACAAAUAUCCUGACAGAGUACCGGUGAUAGUGGAGAAAGUUUCUGGCUCUCAGAUAGUGGACAUAGAUAAGAGGAAGUACCUGGUUCCCUCUGACAUCACAGUGGCCCAGUUCAUGUGGAUCAUCAGGAAACGUAUCCAGCUGCCUUCAGAGAAAGCCAUUUUCCUCUUUGUUGACAAAACUGUCCCACAAUCAAGUUUGACUAUGGGCCAGCUGUACGACAAGGAGAAGGACGAAGACGGCUUUCUGUAUGUGGCCUACAGCGGAGAAAACACUUUUGGUUGCAGGUUCUUUUACACAACAAGGGGUUAAUGCUUCACUGAAUAUCAACGUAUACACACAUACACUGACACAGUAGGACCCCAUACAAUACUGGUGCACAAUGUUUCAGAAUUGGCCUUUUUUGUGUUAAAGGUGAUAAACUCCUCCCCUUGGCACAGUUAUUUAUGAUCAUUUUUUGAUACUUAUCCUGACUAGUAUAAGGUGACAAAACAAAAUAAACUCGAUUCUUUAGAGCAGGCUCAGAUGAUCAUUAGUCUCAAGACAGUCUUGACUUUAAUGAUUGUUUUUAGUCUCGAUUGAUGUUUAAAGGUCAGUUGUGGAGAGAAUUAUCUUUAACACUGCCGUUAAAUAAGAAUAACAACCACCACACACUACAGCCACAUCACACAUCAUUGAUUUAUAAGUAUUAGCAUUGGUUUGAAACUCUGAGACACAAGCCUAUCACUACACAAUCAUGCAACAUUUUCUUUCAGCCUAGCUUGUUGUUGAGGAUAUUUGUGUUCUGCUGAAGUAAGGAGGAAUUCAUGUAAUCAUAUGAAUAGUCAUUAAUCAUGCUAUGGAUGUAUAUGUAUGUCAUGUUAUCAUGUAUAACAACUUUAUUCUGUAACUUUAAUUCCAUAGGUACACUUUACUUGCUAUGAUAAGCAAUGAAGUAGCUAUAAAAACACAAAUGAAGGCAGCUUGUAUGGUCACAGUAUUCACAUGGUGGCCAUUUUUGUUCAUCGUCACUAUCCAGGUUGGAGCUUAACCACUGUUAUCAAAAGGCAAUUGUUUGCUAUAUUGGAAAAUUGUAACAAUUAUAAUUUUUCCAUUUGCAAUUGAUCAGCAACUGAAAAGACAGUACUGUUAUCAAGAAAUUGUCCCUAUGGCUCAUUAACUGUUGCCUGACAAAAUAUGCUGUCAAGCCUUGAAACAUGGCCUGACUUUCCCCAAGAUUUUACUCAAUCAAAACCAUUAAAAGAGAAGGACUUUAGAUUCCCCACUUCCCAUAACUGUACAAGUCAAGUUUGAGCUUCCCAACCUGAGCAUGACCUUAGGAAAAGGCUGCCAUGUGGAUCAUUGUGGCAGUGAAUGAUGGUGGCUGUGCUGUAAGCUGUCAAAGAGGUAGUCAGUAAGAAAGGCCAGGGACAAGCAUCAGUCCUUGGGAUGAGUGCUUGCUUAAGUUUGCACAUUGUGUUUUAUGAAGCUGGAGUCAGAGGCAUGACUCCAACAACCAAUCAUAAACCUUAGAGAACAGUUAAAGACAUCAACACUUUAAUUUUUGUUAAUAUUGUGAAUAAAUUGUCUAUGCUUUACAGUCUGUACAUCAUAAACCCUGUAUUCAAAAAAAGAAAACAACACUAAGAAAGCUCCAAUAUAAAAAUGUUAAAAGUUUCAAGUAAAGAAACUGGAGCUGUAGCUGUCUCUUUAAGGACAAACCUAUAUAUUUGAAAAAAAAAAAAAAGAAUCAUAAAAGAGAAGUUUGUAUGAAUGAAGGAUGUUGAGCUACUUUCAAGUUUUCAAUCAUAAAUAGUAAGAUGUAAAGGUUUAAAUCAAGGCCAGACUCAAGUGUAUUUCUGCUGAUGCUAAUCUUAAAUAUUUGUUUUCAAACUAAAAAAAAGAAGCUAUCUCAGUGCGUAGAGAAAUGUCCUCAAAUAACAAACAUUUAACUAGUAAUGGGGUUCUACUUUUUUGAGUUGGCUGUUGUUUACUAAGCCCAAAGUUUUCAGCAUUCCUUUUAAUAUGGAAUA